AGGUAUGCCAAAUACCAUGCUAUGGAAGCGUUGAAGCACUACGAAUCGUCAUCUGAAGAGGAACUUGAACCGCAUCACCAUACAACACCCGCAGACACUGACCCCCGGCAAAUUCUUCCAUCCCUAAGCUUAUACCUGCAGAAUUACAGUGUCAAUCAGCACAACAUGAAGGGCCUCUAUAUCAAUAUUCCUUGGAAACCGACUUUUUCAACCACUAAACAGUUGAAGGUAUUGUCACAAGGUGCCUUGAAGUAUUUGGAGCUCAACCAUUAUGACUUUUACCAGCGUUAUGACUGGAACAUUGUAGGUGACAAUAGAGCACCCCUAUCCAGCAAAGAUCCUUCAAAUAAUCUUCAUAUUACCCUAGUAUCCGAUAUCCAUGGUCGGCCAGAUCAAUUAUCCAAGUUUGUUGACUACUUCACAAAUGGAAUUAGGAAAAUGGCUAUAAGUCCAAGCCUACUUAAGGAAGAAAGUGUAAAUAAUGAUAGGCUUCAGGCUCUCAAUAAGAUCUUGAAGAAAUCCCCGUCUAAUGUACCACAGGAAAAGGCUGUCAAAUUGAAGUUCAAGCCAGAAUUGCACUUAUUCGGGAGCUCUACAUCCUCCGCUGUAUUUGUAGCUGGAAUCAUUGACGAUGACCCCGAUACCCUGAAUUUUUUUGGUGGCAUCAACCUAAUCGCCAAAGAUAUCUGUGAUCUACUAGAAAUCUCGGUACCCAAGGAGGUCUUCUCCACCACCUACCACGUGAGUCUAGUCAAGUCUUCUGAGCCGGUUUUAGUUGGUACUUCGGACCCUAGGUCUGAAUUAUCCAGUAUAACUGAAUCCUUGGUCCACAAUUUCGACAGUUCUGUUCUACAAAUGGUGCCCAUUGAGGUGAACACCAUUGAGGUGGACGAAAUUGACACCAAAAAAGUCACUUAUAGCAUACGUCUUAUAGAAUAAAUAAAUGCACCCGGUUCCAU
Messenger RNA from Yamadazyma tenuis ATCC 10573, 959 nucleotides. RefSeq lists its product as uncharacterized. Lineage: Eukaryota; Fungi; Ascomycota; Pichiomycetes; Serinales; Debaryomycetaceae. The record is from RefSeq and is a predicted model, not a curated record.